AUGAGUAUAAAACGGGUGAGUUUUCGUCCAAUAUCAUCAGUCUACUUGAGAAAUUUAAACGAAAACUUCUUAAAUAAACAAAACAAAGGAAACAUGAAAGUUUUAAUUUUCGUAUCGUUGGCGUUGUUUGCAGUUGCAAAUGUUGAUGCACAUCCAACUAAAGAACAUUUUGAGGGUUUUGGGGUCAUGAAAGAAGAAUUACUUGAGAAGUUGAAAGGUUUGUCAUCGGCUGAACGAAAAGAAGAAAUGCAGAAAAUUGUUGACGCUCGCUUGGAGAAAUUCGAUGAAGUAUACAAGAAAUUUGAAUCAGCAACUCCUGAAGAACGUGAAGAGUUAAAAGCUGAAAUGGAAGCUAGAAUCCCAGAAAAUAUGCGUGAGAAGUUCUCGAAAUUGUCUGACGAAGAAAAGGAAAAAAUGCGUGAAAGUUUUAAGAAGUUUGCUGCCAUGGACAAAGAUGAACGUCACGAAGUUAUGAUGAAACUUCACAGACAUCAAUUCAAAAAACAUUUUGAAGACAAGGAUGUCCCUGAAGACGUUCGUGCUCACAUGAAGGAGAAAUUCGAAUCACUUUCACCUGAGGAACAACAGAAAUUGCAUGACAGACUUCAUCAUCAAAGAUUCCAACCAAUCAUGCCAUAUGACCAUGAACGACCACACCUCACUGAAGAACAAAAAGAAAAAAUUCGCGAACAUUUUGAAUCUUUGACACCAGAAGAACGUGAAGAAAUCAGAAAAUUAAUGCAUACUCGUCCAAUGGGCCCACGAGAGCCACUUAUCCCUGAAGAAGUUGUAGAAGUAGAAGAAGUCGAAGAAGUUCUUGUUCCUGAAACAGCAGUAGAAGUUGAAGAAGUCGAAGAAAUCCAAGAAGAAGUCGUCGCAAAUGAAUAA
Molecule: messenger RNA, 888 nt
Organism: Clunio marinus
Lineage: Eukaryota; Metazoa; Arthropoda; Insecta; Diptera; Chironomidae
Source: the annotation of a GenBank genome assembly